AUGCAGCCCCAGGUUAAAGUUAAAAAAAAAACAGGGGCAGACGCAACGCCGUUUGAAAAUUCAUCGGACACUAUCACUACAAGGGCAUAUUUUUUCACGUGCUCACGCUCUACUCAUAAGGUUGCCUGCUGGAAUGCACCUAAAGGCUGCAGCUUCAUCGGCACUGCAGCCAGCCUCUUGGACCACUACAAGGAGUGCGGCUUCAGCAUCGUGCCUUGCUGCCUGUGCCGCUCUUUAGUAUUGCAGUGCGACAUUUUGGAGCACUUCAAGAGUGGAUGCAGCAUUCGCGAAGCAAUGUGUGAGCCUCCAGACAAUCUUGCCACAGAAGACCUCAAGGACGUCGGCAGUGCUUGUCUUGAGAUGAAGAGAGCCACGGGAAAGAUAUCCGAGGACCUCAUGUUGCUGCAGACCAGCCUGAACCGGUGCAGCAAUGACGUCAGGGCUGAGGGUGCAAGAUGCAAGGGCCAAUUGGAGGCUGAGGCUCAACAGCUCAACAGCCUUAACGUGGUCUGCACCACCGGUUUUGCCAAAGAACUGCAAGUUCUCCAGCCAGCAAUGACCGACUACAAAUACGAUGUGAGCAAGGAGCUCCGUUUGCUAAGCUGUUGUAAGCCUGUGAGGGUCCACUGGUACAUUGCGGGGUGGGCAGACCUAAAGAAGAAAGCACUUGAGGUGGCGUUGCGGUCGUUAAAUAGUCUCACCACAUGGGCCAUUUACGGUUAUAGUGUCUCCCUAGUUUUUAAACUUUAUAUAAAGGAAAGUAACGGCUGGAUUGUCUGCUUCAUGCGGAUACACCCCGGGGAACAGGACCUGCAGCUGGAAUGGCCCUUUCGCAAGGUUUACAGGGCUGGUGUCAUUCACCCCAAAGACCAAUCAAAUGAGAUUUCACGCAUGGUAAAUCCUGGUAACGGUGAAGAUGAAUGCCAGCAAUGCUUCCUGAGGCCCAAAGAAAAACCAAAUGUUGCAUGUGGAGCAGACCUGGCAACAGCCGAGAAGCUUGAAACGGGUGGGUUUAUACAAAACAAUACACUCCACAUGUUCUUAGAGGUAGAGCCCUAAUCUCUCCAUAUUUGCCAUACCCUAAUUAGGAUUAAGCAGGUACUGAGUAGUGAACAGCCCUUAGGCUUGCUUAAAUCUGUUUGUUUUUUUGUAUUUUAUUUUGGUUUUAGUUUUGAUUGCAGACUAAUCAGCUUUUGGACUUCGUAGCUAAUUUAGAAUGCAAACAGUCAGGAGCGAUAUUUUAGUUAUGCUUGCGUAAAUGUUGUUUCUUUUGAUGGGAACUUAAUUUUUUAUAAAUUCAGCUUUUUCUUUAUGGUGUUGUCAUGCCUAUUUUUUGUUUUCAGACACAUUUUUAUAUGAGGUAGCUAAACCUGUCCACACAACGGCACAGACCUUGCUUUUGCGAGAUAGUUCUUUGUAUUCGUGAGAAAAAUCGCAUUGGAGAGAAGAUAGAAAAAACCAUUGUCCCAACUGCACGACGGCGCAAAUCUGAAGGCUGGAGAAAUAAAGAAUGCAGCUUUCUACACAAUCAAACUUUUUAAGUUUAAU
Messenger RNA from Ixodes scapularis (black-legged tick), 1548 nucleotides. RefSeq lists its product as uncharacterized. Lineage: Eukaryota; Metazoa; Arthropoda; Arachnida; Ixodida; Ixodidae. The transcript is spliced from 2 exons. Gene Ontology annotation, molecular function: protein binding. The record is from RefSeq and is a predicted model, not a curated record.